Molecule: messenger RNA, 6516 nt
Organism: Dromaius novaehollandiae (emu)
Lineage: Eukaryota; Metazoa; Chordata; Aves; Casuariiformes; Dromaiidae
Gene: MOCOS
Product: molybdenum cofactor sulfurase
Exons: 18
Coding region: 350-3001 (883 amino acids)
Biological process (GO): Mo-molybdopterin cofactor biosynthetic process
Molecular function (GO): pyridoxal phosphate binding; molybdenum ion binding; molybdenum cofactor sulfurtransferase activity
Source: RefSeq, a predicted model, not a curated record
GCGCAGGCCGUCUCCGAGGCGCGGCGCUGCCGCCUCCUCAGCGAUGACAUGGCCGCUCGCGGCGCACUCAGCGGCGGCAUGGCGGCGGGCGCUCGCCCUCCGGCCGCGCAGCGCAGUGUGUUUAGCCGCACGAGAGAUGCUGAACACAUAGCAGAAAAUGGAUGCUGAACAGCAUAAAGCAAAGACUCCAGGAAAAGGAAAAUCAGGGGUGCAUAAGUGCUAAGAUUUCAACUAAACUUCAUCAGUAGGAAAAGCAUCACACAAACCCUACAUUCAGUACAACUUAAGGAGAUGUUUGUCAGAGCUGUGACAAGAACUCCCAAGCUUAUACUCAGAUCAUGCCUCUUUCAUGGCUGCACGAAAGACACAGCUGAAGAGCAACCUUCUUUCCUCUCCACCAAGCAGAGAUGUCUGCAGAUCUCUACUUCUGUGUAGUGCUACUCCCCCAAAGGCACGCUGUGAUCAACACGAGGUGAACCUUUGUCUUCACCUGGGGAUUACUUACCUUGACCAUGCAGGCUCAGCACUUUUCCCAGAGAGUCUACUUAAAGCUUUCACCGAUGACCUCAGAGACAAUGUUUACAGCAACCCUCAUAGUCAGAAUAUCAGCAGCAAGCUGACAUAUGACACAAUCGAGCAUGUCCGAUACAGAAUAUUGCAACACUUCCACACUACUGCUGAAGAUUACACUAUCAUUUUCACUUCUGGGUGCACAGCUGCACUUAAACUGGUAGCAGAAGCAUUCCCUUGGAUACCUGAAGGCACAAAGCAGCCCAGCAGUCGAUUUUGUUACCUAACUGAUAGCCACACAUCUGUUGUGGGUAUGAGGGGGAUAACUGUCUCAAUGAAUGUGUUAUCUGUUCCAGUAGAACCAAAGGAAAUGUUGUUAUCAGAGAAAAACAGGUUACCACCUGAAGAACAAAACUGCACGACACCUCAUCUUUUCUCUUAUCCAGCUCAGAGCAAUUUCUCUGGUAUCAAAUAUCCCCUUUCAUGGAUACAGGAUAUAAAAUCUGGAAAACUCUGCCCCAUCAAAAUACCAGGGAAGUGGUUUGUUCUACUAGAUGCAGCUUCUUAUGUAAGCACUUCUCCGCUAGACUUAAGAGUUCACCAAGCUGACUUCGUCCCUGUCUCAUUCUAUAAAAUCUUUGGGUUCCCUACUGGUUUAGGAGCGUUACUGGUAAACAACCGGAUUGCCCCCUUCUUGAGGAAAACCUAUUUUGGAGGUGGAACUGCAGCUGCCUACCUUGCAGGAGAGGAUUUUUACUUCCCACGAAAAUCUAUAGCAGAAAGGUUUGAAGACGGCACAGUCUCUUUUCUUGAUAUCAUUGCUCUGAAACAUGGAUUUGAUGUUCUGGAAAGACUCACAGGUGGAAUGGAGAACAUAAAACAGCAUACAUUUGCAUUAGCUCACUAUACUUAUACUGUGCUGUCUACCUUAAAAUAUGCCAAUGGGGCGCCUGUAGUACAUAUUUAUAGUGAUACAGAUUUCAGCAGUCCUGAUGUCCAGGGUCCAAUCAUUAAUUUUAACAUGCUGGAUGAAAAUGGAGAGGUGAUCGGCUUUUCACAGGUGGACAAGAUGGCCAGUCUCUACAACAUACAUGUCCGCACAGGUUGCUUCUGUAACACGGGGGCCUGCCAGAUGCAUUUAGGUAUAAGCAAUGAGGACAUCCGAAGAAACCUGCAGGCUGGUCAUAUAUGUGGAGAUGAUAUAGACCUGGUUGAUGGACGUCCCACUGGUUCUGUGAGAAUAUCAUUUGGCUACAUGUCUACUUUUGAAGAUGCACAGACUUUUUUGAAAUUCAUCAUAGCCACCAGAUUCUCCAAAUCAGACACUGAGGUUCCCUUCCAAUCCUCUGUUACAAAGCUGACAACAGAGUCUGUCAGAUCUCCAGUUCGGGAUGACUGUCCUUCCUGUGACAAUGCAAAUACAUUGGCUCCAAGAGUGCACAUCUUAGACAGAGACCUCUGGGAGAAUUCAUCUGCAGCAAUGAAGACUAUCGAUUGGCAGCCACCAGCCACUGCGUCGGAAAGCAUAAGGGCAGCUGUUUCUGAGACUGCAGUACCAACAUGUAGAAGAGGUGGCAAACCCAUUACUGUCACCAACAUUUACCUGUAUCCAAUCAAAUCAUGCUCUGCAUUUGAGGUUGCAGAAUGGCCAGUAGGAAACCAAGGUUUGCUAUAUGACCGUAACUGGAUGGUUGUAAAUCAGAAUGGAGUUUGCAUAACUCAGAAGCAGGAGCCAAGGUUGUGUCUUGUAAAUCCUUCAAUUGAUCUGAAGCAAAAUAUUAUGGUAAUUCAGGCAGAAGGCAUGGAUCCAAUAUCCUUACCGCUAGAAGAAAAUACUGGAAAAGAGGCUGUGAUCUGUGAGAGUAAAGUCUGUUCACACAGGGUAAAAACAUAUGACUGCGGGGAGAGAAUUGCUGACUGGUUAUCUAUGUUUCUUGGUCGUUCAUGUCGCUUGAUAAGGCAAAGUUCAGACAUAAAAAACAAUAGGCAUCAGAAAAAUACAAAAGGUCUGGCACCUGCUACAAGCAUCUCGCUCUCUCUUGUGAAUGAAGCACAAUACCUCCUGAUAAAUGUAGCAAGUAUUUUGCAUUUGAAGGACCAUAUUUCUGCAAGACUAGAGGAACCACUGGAAAUAGAGGAACUAAUCCGACGCUUCCGUGCUAACCUUGUCAUCAGUGCUCCGGAGUCCUUUGAAGAAGAAGAAUGGGCUGAGAUUUCAAUAGGUUCUCUGCGGUUUCAGGUUGUGGGUCCAUGUAGCAGAUGUCAAAUAAUCUGCAUUGAUCAACAGUCUGGAGAACAAAACAAGGAAUUUCUGCAGUCUCUGUCUGCAGCCAGAGGUAGAAAGACAAACUUUGGCGUAUACCUGAUGAACCAGCCCUUGCACUCAUCAUUUCCAGAUAUUUUAUCUGUUGGAUCUCAAGUACUUCCAGUGUUGAAGGAGAAUCCUGAAAUUCAACCCCCACCAUCCAGUGAAGAAAAAUGUUCAGGAUAGCUUAUCUGGCGGAGAUGAGCCUUACAUGCAACGCUAGAGAAAAAAUUAGUAGUCAGUUAUUUAAAAAAAAGGAAGAAAAACCUUCCACUGAUUUGCUUCUGGCUUGAGUCUUUUAAUUUUCUGUUUGCUGUAAACGUUAUCAGAUGCCGGUACCCUUGAUAAUUACACCUUGCCUACAUGUUUUUUCUUGUGAUUAAGUUACAGCAACCAUAACUCUUUUUUGCUCAGUUGCUUCAGGAUGCAACAGGUUUGAUCAAGUUUUGUUGGAGGGUGGAUGGCUUCCAAAACAAGCCCAGCACUGUAGUCAGAAACCCACAUCUCAAUGAUGGAAAGUAAACACAACAAUACACUACUUCCUUAUGUUGUCUUGUUCAAAUUGCUUAAGGGAGAGAGGAUGCAGGACUUGCUUUAGAAACAGUAUGGGUGGGAAGAGGAGAAUGGAUGACAUGAGGACAUGAGGUUAGCAGUUCUUUCAACUUUUCAAAAAUUAAAUUGAAGGUGAAGUAGAGACAGUCUGAAAGCACAGGAGAACAGGGAACUGGUAAUGGAAAAUCAGUAUCUCCCUCCUGGGCAGGGGUGUGUGUGAGAAUGCCAGAAAAGUACAGAGAUGAAUGAAGAUUCAGUAUGCCAUUUGCGAAACACGUUGCCUGUAAAGUAACUUUGUCCAUUUGUUCUGGCCGCUUUUUUAUUCUUCCUCCUUUCUUCCUCCUUUCUUCCUCCUUUCUUCCUCCUUUCUUCCUCCUUUCUUCUUCUUCUUCUUUCUUCUUCUUCUUCUUCUUCUUUUUUCCCAUUUGCCACAUUUUCAUCUGAUUAUGUUUUUUUGUUUGUUUUAAACAAGUCCCACAGACUUGUUUUCUUCCUUAUUUGUGGAUAUUGAUGCAUUCUUUUUCCUAAUUAGAGAUUUCUUAACUAAUACAAACUCAUUUCAGUAAAAGCUUUGUUUAUCCUUAGCAGUCUCUAGCAGCCAAAAUACUGAGACAGCCACUUGACUCUUGAAAGUUUGGAUGCUUCUCCCUCCCAAACAGGUCAAAAUACUCUUUUUUUUCCUGUUCUUCAUGACAGUUUUUGAGCAUUUGAUACUGUCAUUCUUACAAGACCUUUGGUUUAUCUUCUCCCCUAAAUGGCACCCAUGCUUCUUGACAUCUGAGAGCAAAUGUCUGAAGUCCAGGACUUAGCCCGGAAAAUCAGUUCUCCUGAAAAUAAAUAAAUAAAUGAAACCACCCUACAGCAAAAAACAUAUGGAAUGUCAGUGUAAUGCAAAACUGAACACACUGAGGCCAGGUGUUUUCUGACCCCCAACCUGUGUCCAGCCAGGUCGAGGGCAAUUUCAUGCUUUCAGGAAGUCCUCCUGUUGAUCUAGCUGGUUGCUAUUGCCACAUGGCAAGUGAAAUUUUGGCCCGUUAAAAGCACUGUCAGAACUCUCAUCCAGCAUGAUUUAAGUCUUCCUUGGGGCAAUUUUGGCUCAAACUGUGUGAAAGUGCUUCUGGCUGAAGCAAUCCUUGAGUUGUUUGAGUUUUGAGUAUAGCCCUGAAGAUGAACAGGCAGCUUUCUGACAGAAUUGGUCAAACAGUCAUUCUGAAAAGGGAGUGAUUACCACAGAGUAACAUACAGUGGGCAAAGGGAAGUGCAUCACCCAGCGUGUGAAUCAGAAUUCAGAAAAUAUUCUUUUCUUUUUUCUUUUCUCUUUUUUUUUUUUUUUGAACUGGUUUUGCCCACUUCAGCUGCAACAGACUGCUAUUAGUCUCUCAACAGAGCUUUGUAAUGGAAAUGAGGAGAGACAUUAUCUGUUUCUUACAACCUGCCAUAAAACAUGUGGAAAGAGAGAUAUGUUUUUUGUGUAUGUAAACUGAGGAUCAGUUUUGAGAGCUGUGUAUUCCAUUUCUGAACCCAAGCACUGCUCCUUGAUGUUUGCUUUGAAAACCAUGGGUUUUAUCUGUCUAAUAGUCAUUUAUCUGAUGUUGUAAUGAGCAGGCUUUUUGCAACCUUGAAAAGCAGUUUCCUAGUAUCUAAAUCUCUUAACUGUUUCGCUCUUUGCCUUUCCGGUAUGCAGAAUAUUGUUUUGUUGGAUAGAAAGCUAGCAUAGCUCUAGCGCAUUUAAUAUGAAGAAACCUGCUGUAUGCUGACCUUCAGGUGAUCUCUGGUACUUUAUUCUGUCCUCUUCACCUCACCAGUAUGUCAUUUGUUUAAAAUGGCACAGGAGUUAGAAGAGGAAAUUGAAAGCAAACAUCAGCAAGCUCUGUUUCACUUGUUAUUGUUAUACUACAAAAUAAGUCACUUUGGUACACAGUGGCUUGACAAAUACUGUUUUUGAGUAGCCUUAAUGCAAUGUAUGAUAACUAAGAAUGAGGGGAUUUGAACUUUAAAAAUGUCAUGCUUGGUCACAGGCAAUUACUCUUUCUCUUUUCUGCAGCCAAGUAAUAUUAGAACAAGAAUAAUUUUAUCAUUUUACAGGGGAAAAAAUCUCUGUGAUGUAUGAGCAUUUUCAUUAGUAUAUUCUGUGCAUUUCCCAGAAGGAACAUUCUUGUGCUACAGUGAUAUGAAGUGUCACAAUGCUUCAGAUUGAUGGAAGAGACAUAAAGAAUCUUUCAUCUCAACAAAAGACAAUGUUUGCCUUCUGUUAAGUGGAGUGUCCUCACCAGUAUUGAGAUGUUGUCUUCCCAUCAGUAAAGACAAAUUCUUCUGAAUACCAAUACUCCGUGGAAAAUCUUGCAGUAAGAAGACUCACUUUUAAAUGAUGUGGCUGUAAGUUUUGUAGAAGGAUCAUCACUUCCAUAAUGUGAAAAAAAUUCAAAGGAGAAGUUUAGCAUAAUACAGACCCACAUAUUGGAGGAAUUAAAAGAGUAUAAACACUUCAAAACACUACAUAUUACGUAGAGAGAUUAAAUGUUCUUUAAGUGGGUCACUUCUCAAUGUUUAGAGUAUAUAAAAAAAAGACAAUUUCAUAUGAAUGCAGACUCUUUCCCCUUGCUGCAAAAUUGAAUCUUUGGACUAAUUGCAGAUAUAUACAGAUGUUUACUUUCUAUGGGUAAAAAAAGUAUUAAUACAGUAUUUCCACAAUAUCAUACAUAGAAAGUCUUCUAGAUCUUUGAAAACUAAGUCUGUAUUUCCUUACAAUAAAUUAUUCAGACACAUUCCAUUUUCUGUGGGACUUAACUCCUUCUCAAAUCUCAAGGCAAAAAUGAUGAUUAUUAUAAGGUGUAAUAAUAGCCAAGAGGCUGAAAUCGCAGAACAGAAAUCAGCAUUUUCAGGAGAAGCCUCUGAACUUUGUGUUCUCUAAUAUGACUAAUAUAUUUCAGACACAGUUUAUGUUUUAUUUACUUUCAAUGGCAUCCUUUUAAAUAUGGUUGAAAUAGUAGGUCACCCUUCAGUCAAAAUCAUAUACAAAUCAAAGGAAGGACUGCUUAAGGAACUUGAUUGCUGUUCAUAAACUAUUAAGGUUAUGCUCUGCAUUUUUUCUUCAGUCUGGUUUUUAACUCUCUUAGAAAUGAGACCAAUAAAAUUUAUAUUUUGCUUGA